CGGGCGUGUCGGGGUGGGGGGCGCGGUCUCUAUAUAGACCCGUCACCUUCAAAUUGGCGCCAUUCAUCCGAUCAUCUGCCAUCAUGAGACACGUAAUCCUCGCCUGUCUGUUCGCCACCGCCCUCGCGGCCCCUGCAGAACUCCCACCCUCCAAGAACCAGCAGAUUCCCAUUGUCGCCCUGGAAAACAAUGUCAGCUUUGAUGGCUCGUACAAAUAUAGCUUCGAAGGUGGAGAUGGAACCCGCGCUAUCCAAGAGGGAGCCCUGAAACAAGUAGGUCCGGACGCCGGGGAAGUGUCGCAGGGAUCGUACUCUUACACGGGUGACGAUGGUAAAAGCUAUUCCGUUUCCUACGUCGCAGACGAGAAUGGUUUCCAACCCUCAGGCGAACACCUUCCUGUCCCUCCUCCUAUCCCUGAUGCCAUUGCCAGGAGUCUGGCCUACCUCGCCACCAAGCCACCAAACCCGGAAGAGGAAAAAUACAACUAAGAGGAAACUGUCGAGUUUCGAGAAGAACGUGUGAUAAACUGAAGAAGAACAACGUCAAGUUCUUCUGAGCUCGAGUGAUUCCUGCAAUCAACAUAAAAGCUGUGAUCUCUUCAUAUUCUUAAGGUUUCUAUCAAGUGUAUUAAAUUAUGCAUUACGUUAAAUUAUAUUGAAAAAUGUGAACAAAUUCAGGGUUGUUAACACUUGUGACGGUUAAAAUAAUAAUAAUAAUACUGUAAGUGGUACAUAUCAACAAAUUGCUUGUCUUUGACCAAUAUUUAUUGUAUCCAAAGUGUUAUUUAUAUGUGCGCUUCCUUAGAUAUAAAGUUGUAUAAUAUUAACUUGAA
This is a messenger RNA of Homalodisca vitripennis (glassy-winged sharpshooter), 832 nucleotides long. Its product is annotated as endocuticle structural glycoprotein SgAbd-3-like. Bases 84 to 488 code for a protein of 134 amino acids. The transcript has 3 exons. Gene Ontology annotation, cellular component: chitin-based extracellular matrix. Gene Ontology annotation, molecular function: structural constituent of chitin-based larval cuticle. Lineage: Eukaryota; Metazoa; Arthropoda; Insecta; Hemiptera; Cicadellidae. The record is from RefSeq and is a predicted model, not a curated record.